AUUACAUCUGCCUCUAGUGGGCGGGGCUUAGAGCAGCCUUUCAGACGCUGUAUCAGAGCUGUCAGAUGUAACAGUUAGCCGUUUGAGCUCAUUUAUACCUUAAAGACCUCAGGAACCCGGAUGAGUGUUUACAUUCUGUUAGCCGUGAAACACACCUUUGUUCUCUGAAGCUUCGUUCACUGUGUUAAACUCUAAUCAAGCAGGUCGUCAUGGGGGAGGUGGAGCUGUCCUGUCGGGCGUAUGUGAAGAUGUUCCUCCACUCCAGCCUGUUCCCGAGGUGCAGCAUCAACGGGCUGCUGCUGUCGUCCGCGUCGGCAGGGGGCGCUGUGUGUGUGACGGACUGUGUCCCUCUGCUGCACUCACACCUGUCCCUGGCUCCCAUCACUCAGCUGGCCCUCACACAGGUGGAUGUUUGGUGUUCACAGACUCAGCAGAGGAUAGUAGGAUACUAUCAGGCCAACGCCUGCAUGUCAGACAGCAGCCCGACACCGUGCGCCAUGAAGGUCGCCGAUAAGAUCGCCGAGCAGUUUGACAACGCGGUUCUGUUGAUGCUUGACGGCAGCAAGUUGUCUCCAGAUUAUCGAGUUCCUCCCAUCGUGAUGUACGAACGCAAGGAUUCAAGAUGGACGCUUAAAGACAAACACACGAUAAUGCUGAGACAGUGGGAGGAGACUCGGGACAUCGCCAGCCAGAUGCUGGAGUCCGGAGAUCACUCGCUAUUGGUGGAUUUUGACAGCCACUUGGAUGACAUCACAAAGGACUGGACCAAUCAGAAACUCAACAACAAGAUAGCAGAGCUCGCCUCGCCGGCUAACGGCAGCAUGUAGAGCGGAGGACGAGACUCACUUUGUACUAGAGUCCAGAUUUAUUUAUGUUCUGACCCGACAUCAUCGUUAUCAUGCACAAAUAACUUUUAUAACCUCACACACACACACACACACACACACACAUACACAAAUGCACACACACACGCACACACAGAGAGAGAGAGAGAGCUCCACUAGAGUUAGGAAUAUAUUCACUUUAAUGCAUUGGUCAACUGAACAUGGACAUAACAUAGGACAUGCAUAAAUAACAAAUAUUUACAGUCUUGUAAAAUAAUGCAGUCUUCCUCCUCCCCCCUCUCCCUCCCCCUCCUCCCCCCCUGAGUGUGCCUUGUGGCUCAGCCCAACACCCUGUUCAUUUACAUUCAACUAAAACACCUUCAACACUAUAACAGCACACCUGUGGUACUUCUGGUUCUGUGUUUCUUUUGUUGUUGUGUUAUUGUUUUCAAUAUGUACACUCUCCAGAGACGGACAGACAAACACCUGAUAAUACAAAGUCCUGCAGUGAAGACGGGUUCGUUAAAAAGCUAACCCUGCUUUGUGUUUGGCAGGUCUCAUGUGAUUACAUGAUAGUUUGGUGGCAGAAGAUCAAACAUAAUCUCUUUUUAAUUUUCAGUGUUUUACUAAUAAACAAAAAAAAAAGAUUAAACAUAAUAGAACCUGAAACACUUAACAUUUCCCCUUCUCUAUUUCGCAUUUCUAUACAGUGAAUUAAUGUUAAAGGAAUGUUUCCAUUAAAUGGAGUUUCUACGGCACAGGAAGAGAGCCACAAAAAAACAACACAUUUGUGGGGCGAACAUUUUUUUCUCCUCUCAAAAUUCUGACAAAAAUUGCAGAAUCCUAAAUUGCAGAAUUCUGACCUAAAUUCAAGAAUUUUAAAUUCCAGAAUUCUGACAUAAAUUGAAGAAUUCCAAAUUCUGGAAAUCUGACAUAAAGUCAAUAAUUUUAAAUUCCAGAAUUCUGACCUAAAUUCAAGAAUUUUAAAUUCCAGGAUUCUGACAUAAAUUCAAGAAUUCUAAAUUCUGGAAAUGUGACAUAAAGUCAAUAAUUUUAAAUUCCAGAAUUCUGACCUAAAUUCAAGAAUUUUAAAUUCCAGGAUUCUGACAUAAAUUCAAGAAUUCUAAAUUUUGGAAAUCUGACAUAAAGUCAAUAAUUUUAAAUUCCAGAAUUCUGACAGAAAUUCAAGAAUUCCAAAUUCCGGAAAUCUGACAAAGUCAAUAAUUUUGAAUUCCAGAAUUCUGACCUAAAUUCAAGAAUUUUAAAUUCCAGAAUUCUGACAUAAAUUCAAGAAUUCCAAAUUCCAGAAUUCUGACAUAAACUGAUAAAUCCAAAAAUUCCAGAAUUCUGACAGAAAUCCAAAAAUUCAAAAUUCUUGAAUUCUGAGAUAAAGUCAAGAAUUCUGAAACACAAAAUCAGAUUCCCAAGAUUUUGAUCCAAAUUUUGACUUUAAACUCAAAAAAAAAAUAUUUUGUCUUCAAACUUCUGAGAUGAAAUUCUGAGAUUGAAGUCAGAUCACUCAGAUUGAAUUUGAUGUUCUGACAUUCAUCUCCGAAUUCAAUUUUUUUUCCCUCCAAAUUCAGAUAUUAAAAAUGGAAAUCUGACUUAAAAUUCAGAUUUCUUAAAAAGAAAAAAAGUCAUAAUAUUUACUUUUUCCCCCCGAAAGUGACGAGUCACACUCCUAAUUUUAAAAUCAGAAUACUUGCAGUUUUUUUUCUCUUCAAUUUUCUCAGAUUUAAGUCAGAAUUCGGAGGAAACAGAAUUUGACCUCAAAGGAUUUCUUUGUGUCUCUUUCUUUUUUCCGUGUCAUGCCGUUAGAAGUGUUUAUCAUUUUAUUACGAACAACAUUUA
Notolabrus celidotus (New Zealand spotty) is the source of this 2675-nucleotide messenger RNA. It is a transcript of the gene emc9, whose product is annotated as ER membrane protein complex subunit 9. Lineage: Eukaryota; Metazoa; Chordata; Actinopteri; Labriformes; Labridae. Gene Ontology annotation, cellular component: EMC complex. The coding region runs from base 210 to 827 and encodes 205 amino acids. The transcript has 6 exons. The record is from RefSeq and is a predicted model, not a curated record.